UUAAUGUACUUUCCCUUGAUGUUCCAUAGUCUUGGGACAACCUGUAUAUUGCUGCGUAUAGCUUUCCUUUUUAUUGCGCAGUUCAUCAACUAUCGAUACUCUGUUUCUAUAGAAACUGUUUGCAGAAAACAAAUGUUGACCUUUUAUAAUAGAACAAUGUUUAGUGAUGCACCAAUGUAGUGUUUUUAAAAACUCGUGUGUUCGGGUUCCUGUCGACCCUUGGAGUAAAAUGCCAAAAACGGCUUACGAACGAAACGACAAGCCUCUGAAUGCGUCUAUAGAUUCAUCGACUACUAUUUCUAUGUCUGGCGACAAUAUUGAUACUAAGAAAUUAAAAGAAUUUUACCAUAGUAUACCAGAUUACAAUGAUAUUAAUCAUCUACCGGCAAAUGAGUUUUAUUCAACACUUAAAUCGUUGCGAGAGAAGAAAAAAAUGAUGUUGGGUAUGGCGAUAGAGAACAUUGACUACGAUAAAGUUUGUGGAACGAUGGUUGAUGACAGUACCACAAUACAAUCAACAAAAUGUAAUAUUCCAUUAAAGAAAAAUUCAAUUGUGAAUCGCCGUGCCAGUGUUAAAAAUACAGAUAGAGGUUCCAUAAAACACCAAGCAAGAAAAACUAAUAUUCAUUCUUAUACUAUUGAAGUUAAAAGAGAUGAUGGCCCAGCAAAAAAUGAUUUGAUAUUAAAAGGGAGUAACAAAAAAUAUCGUCCUAAAAGAAAUCAAUCAGCUUGCUCAAUUUCAUGGCACGACGAUAAAAUCGAGAACAAGAGUGAAGUUGAUGAGAAGUUUGAUAAAUUUUUUGAUACGGAAGAUACGAAUGCAAUAAUUGACGACGAAUUUAAAACGCAAAGCAUGCCAUCCAGUCCAUUGAGAUCAAAACGUGCUGGAUCCGUAAGCAAACACCGAAACGUAACCAUACCAAAGCCAUUUAAAAUGACUGAAAGGGAUGAAGAGGAGCGCAUUGUGAAUGAACUUCGAAGCUUACAAAAAUCAUUUUCGGAGGACAUGUUAAACCGGAAGUUGGAGAAAAAACAGUUUAAGGCACAUCCGGUACCCAUCGAGUCCCGGAUACCCUUAUAUGAUAAGAUUUUAGAAGACCAAGCUAUGAGGUUAUUUUUUCGUCCUACGACACACGUUUUAUGGUUUUUAGGUAUUAUUUGCGCUUACAAUUUAUUUCCAAUAUGUAAUAUACUCGACAUUUUUUUUGCUUUAAAAUUUGAGUUAUACGCCCGAAUACCUAUAGCUUGUUGGUUGUUUUGUAUUAACACACAUUUAUAAUGUCUACAUGUAACACGCAUUUAGCAAAUAAUGAUAAUUAUUAUUUAAAUGA
Messenger RNA from Pieris rapae (cabbage white), 1331 nucleotides. Its product is annotated as protein FAM161A. Lineage: Eukaryota; Metazoa; Arthropoda; Insecta; Lepidoptera; Pieridae. Gene Ontology annotation, cellular component: cilium. The record is from RefSeq and is a predicted model, not a curated record. Bases 167 to 1279 code for a protein of 370 amino acids. The transcript has 2 exons. Gene Ontology annotation, biological process: cilium organization.